GGAGGGUGCGUAGAGCGCCCGAGUGCCAGGAAAAGAGGCGACUCCAAUCAGCAGCGUCGCUCCUGGCUCACUUUCCCCGGCUGACGUCAGCUGCCUGCCUGGCUCCUCUGAGCUCUCGGCUCUCCCCUCCACCACCGCACACGGCGCCGCGUCAAAAUGCUGCUCUCUGUGCCGCCCAGGACCGGAGGAGUGAACGCGUACAACGGCUACCCGGGCAAAAGCGUCAAGAAGCAGACAUAUGUGUCUCCGUCCAAUCAUCAGAUGGCUCCACCAAGUCCGAACAGCAACAGCGGCAACACCAGCACCAUCAGCAACGGCAGCAACAGCAGCAAUAAUGGCGGGGAGCAGCUGAGCAAAACCAACCUGUACAUCCGUGGCCUCCACCCCGGAACCACAGACCAGGAUCUGGUCAAACUCUGUCAGCCCUAUGGGAAAAUUGUAUCCACGAAGGCUAUACUGGACAAGACAACGAAUAAGUGCAAAGGCUAUGGCUUUGUUGACUUUGACAGUCCAGUCUCGGCUCAGAAGGCAGUGACAGCACUGAAGGCAGUGGGCGUGCAGGCUCAGAUGGCCAAGCAACAAGAGCAGGACCCCACCAAUUUGUACAUUUCCAACCUGCCGCUCUCCAUGGACGAACUGGAGCUAGAGAACAUGCUGAAGCCCUUCAGUCAGGCCAUUUCCACGCGCAUCCUGCGGGACGCCAAUGGAAUCAGCCGGGGAGUGGGCUUUGCCAGGAUGGAGUCAACAGAGAAAUGUGAGGCCAUCAUCCAGCAUUUUAAUGGAAAAUAUAUCAAGAUUCCACCUGGAGUUUCAGUUCCACCAGAGCCUUUAUUGUGUAAAUUUGCUGAUGGAGGCCAGAAGAAGCGUCAGAGUCAAGGAAAAUAUCUACAAAAUGGACGAAGCUGGACCAGAGAUGGAGAGAACGCUGGAAUGACCCUCACAUACGACCCCAGCACAGCCUUACAGAAUGGGUUCUACUCCUCUCCUUACAGCAUCACUCCCAACCGGAUGAUCGGGCCAACUUCCCUUUCUCCUUACAUGCAUUCACCUGUGUCCGCCUACCAGGUACAUAACCCCUCCUGGCUACACCACCAGUCAUACAUCAUGCCGCCCACUGGAGCAGUCCUGACGCCAGGGAUGGACCACACCAUGUCCAUCCAGCCCACGUCGAUGAUGGGGCCACUGGCACAGCAGCUCAGCCACCUCUCACUGGGAAGCAGCGGCACAUACAUGCCUGCAAACACAUCUAUGCAAGGGACGUACGUUCCCCAGUACACCCAAGUGCCUCCCACCAACAUCUCAGUUGAGGAAAGUGCCGUCCAACAGCCUGUUGCAAUAGAGACGCCCACUGAACACACAAGCUACUCUUACCAGCAUAACAAGUGAAGACAACAAUCUCUCUUUUGAAGAGCAAGGACUGUUACACAGAAAGGACUCUUUUUAUUUUUUUUUAAUUUUCAAGCAACACUUUUACUCCAGUCUGAUAAAGAUGGUGAAUGUCAGGCUAUAUGGCGCUUGGAUGGACAGAAGUAGGCAACUCUAUUUUGAUAAACACACAUUUCAAGCAAACAUGUUUUGUUCUGUUGUGAGCUACAAUGAUAUGACCUUUUCUGUUUGCUUUUUGUUGUACAUAUUUUUGUUUUGGGUGUGAUUCUCGCUUCUUGUUCCCUAAAUGGUUGUAAAACACUAAGCUUAAAAAAAAAUCCAAAUUGAGUCAUUUAAAGAGCCAUUCACUCACAAUCUUGACAGAUAACACUCCUCAAAUUGGGGCGAGUAGGGGGAUGAUACAGUGGCAGUUGAGUCAGUUAUGAAACAUAAUCAGAAGAGACAGGGAAGUGUUGCUCUCAAGUCAUUUCCAGAUGCAACCAUCUACGACGACGCUUCAGACAAUCAGACAAUUCCUGUAAACACGGUGCUUGAUUACGGAGAGAAGAGCAACAUUGAUUAAAAUCAUUCCAGUGAAUACAUUUGCUCUCCACACAGAGCUGCCUGUACAUAGAACAGUUGAUGUACUAAUCACGUUGAGUUCCGUAGUACGGUAAUCCCUCAUUUCUUUUUAAUAUUCUGACUGUCUGCCUGCACAUCACAACUGGUGCAUUUUUUACACCUGGAUCAUUUUAUUAAAAAAAAAAAAAAAAAAAAAAAAAAAAAAGGCUGACGUCUCCCAAUCUUCCACUUGUUUUUCAGCCAAACUGUCUAAUCCAUAAAGUAAAUAUGGACAUCAAGUGUAAAAAGCUUAGCUCUGACUUUUUGCGGCAGUUUGCAUGAUUUCUUACUGGCAUUUUUCUGAGUCUGCUUUUUGUUUUUUUUGGUGCUGUUUUUGUAUUAUUUAAAUGUUUUCUAUUUUAUUCAUUUAUUAUGCUUUUCAGAUUCAUCCUAUUUUUCAAAGAAACCUUGAUUUUUAUUUUUGAUAGUGUGUUGUGUUCAUCAAAUAGAUGUUUCCAUCUUUAUGAUAUGUUUGCACACUUUGUUGUUUUAUUUGACUUUCUGUGUCAUUCUGAUUUCAAUCAGUGUCAAAGAGGCUUUAAUUUUUCUUUCCAGAUGUUUCUCUUUUGUCUGUUACAAACUUCAAGAGCUUGACUCCUGAUCUGGAAUCAAUUCUUUGUUUUUGAGGCUACAUUUACACAAUGUUCCCGGCAGCCUAAUACUGUAUGCCCGAAACAAAGUGCGGCAUAGGAUAAUGGCCAUUUUUUUUGUCAAGUCUUGUAAAGUUUUCUCACAGUGUAUCACUGUGUCCAUGACGGGCAGUGGAAAAAGGGCACUACAUUUUGGCCCUCGGUUUACCACAAAUGCCAACUUCGUUCCAUCCUGGCUCGUCCCAUUCUGAUGGAUGAAAUGUGAACAGCGGGCAGCUUUGGAGCAUUUAUUGCCGCAACUAAGUCAUAUGAAGCUCAUGGCGCGGCCCCAGCGUCGGCGUCAGUGCACCGCCAUGCAUGUAUACUGCUACUCACUAAAUAUUUGAGAAUGGGUUUUCUGUCAAUAACUAAUUCACUCAUCGAUAUUUUGUCCCACACCAUGCAAAAUAGUGCGUUAUUCACAUAAAAUGCAAAUGCACACAUAUUCAUCAAUAAAGCAAUUGCCAUGGCGGGCAAUGUAGGCGAAUAGAACUAAAAACAUUAGCUUUAGAAGAGUUGUUGGUGGCAAAUGUGAUAUUUUGUUGUAAAAAUAUGCCGACCGUCUUUAAAGUUGUGUUACGCCCUAUUACGUACUGUACUGUAAAGUUUGUGUUCAACCCGUCUUACAACGGCGGACUAGGUUUCUCAAUGUUUUGACAAUUUAAACAUCUCACCGGGAAUCCACAGCAAUCACAGCACGUCACGUUUGCCCAUCCCAUCCCCCCACGUUGUGACACAACUGUCCCGUUUCGUCCUUAGCGUCCUGAAACGGGGCUGCCAUGGCUGCCAAGAACAUAGUGUAAAAGUAGCAUGAAGGUUUAGAUGCUAAAAACAAACUUACCUCAUCCACAGAUUCAGUUUUGUAUAAAAGGCUUGCAGGCAAUAAGCAGUUUUAGUGGGCUGUUCACAGCUGGUACUGUGUCAAUAUAUCCUGUACACCUUCCGUCCAAACAUCGCUAAUCCUGUCCAAGGUCUGAUGAACUAUGCAAUUAAUUUAUUGUCCUUACAAAUGCAAUAGUGCAGUUACCUACACUUCCCAAAAAAGAAAUGACCUCACAGUAGGCCUAGAGGCGCACUUAUAUAAUACAGCGACAAAUAGAGACUGCAAAAAAAGGGAACUUGUUGUGUCACGAUGUGGUUUUUUUUUUACUGUAGAAACGCUACAAUCUCGUCGACAUUGAGGCAUUUACCAGCCGGCAUUGACAGUUUUGUUUUGCUAAGGUCGCCCAUGUCUUGUGUGGUCUGUUGGUGUUCCUUCUCACCCUGCAAUUGACCUUUCGCUAAGCCACACCCCGGACACACCGACUGGCCAAUCAAAGCGAAAGGGCAAUUGAAGUCAUCUCCGUGAACCAUAAAGCUGCUCCAGCUCGUUUUCAGGGCUAAAUUUCGAAUCACGGUAAUGCCUUAGAUCCACUGGAAAGAUGGAACUGAUUGGCUGACUUGAAAUGGUCACGUUGUUGGUUAUGUAGAGCCACUUGGAGCUUACAUCUUUGACACAAAGUCACAUUCAGUGCAUUUUAUUGUCGCUUUGUGUCCACGGUCAUUCCAUUUUUUUUUUGUUAUUCAAAAUGUUGAGGUGGCUCACUGGGAUUAAUGAUCGAUUGCUGCUAAUUUUGGAUAACUCCGUUUUUUAAAUCUUUUGCUACAUCAAAUAUUGGGGUCAGUUCACAUUUCAAUUUGUGUCUGUGCCAUGAUGCAGCCCUUCACACCUGCUCCUUCGGAGAACCUCAACAGCUAUUAACUUUGAUGAACUGUCCAUUUUUUAAAUAAAUGUUGACCUCCACCAAGGAGGCUUAUGUUUUCA
This is a messenger RNA of Phycodurus eques (leafy seadragon), 4419 nucleotides long. It is a transcript of the gene rbms2b, whose product is annotated as RNA binding motif, single stranded interacting protein 2b. Bases 157 to 1386 code for a protein of 409 amino acids. Lineage: Eukaryota; Metazoa; Chordata; Actinopteri; Syngnathiformes; Syngnathidae. Gene Ontology annotation, cellular component: cytosol; nucleus; ribonucleoprotein complex. The record is from RefSeq and is a predicted model, not a curated record. Gene Ontology annotation, molecular function: poly(A) binding; poly(U) RNA binding; mRNA 3'-UTR binding. The transcript has 14 exons.